Messenger RNA from Thlaspi arvense, 1388 nucleotides. The record is from the annotation of a GenBank genome assembly. Lineage: Eukaryota; Viridiplantae; Streptophyta; Magnoliopsida; Brassicales; Brassicaceae.
CUCCGAUUCCCACAAAACAAACCAAUUAAAAUCCUCGCCUUAUCCCAAUCUUAUCUCUCUGUUUCGAUUAUUACUCUUUAGUCUUUACUUUGCUCAGCUUUGGAUCACAAAAUCUCUAAACCAUCUGAGACACUCUGUGGCCAUGGCAGCCUCUCUCCAAUCCGCCGCCACAUUCCUUCAGUCGGCGAAGAUCGCCACCGCUCCUUCUCGCGGCAGUUCUCACCUCCGGUCGACUCAGACCGUCGGCAAAUCUUUCGGGGUAGACACUUCUUCUGCGCGUCUCACUUGCUCCUUCCAAUCUGACUUCAAGGACUUCGCCGGAAAAUGCUCCGACGCUGUCAAAAUCGCCGGAUUCGCUCUCGCCACCUCUGCUCUCGUCGCCUCGGGAGCAAGUGCAGAGGGCGCACCGAAGAGACUGACUUACGACGAGAUACAGAGCAAGACCUAUAUGGAAGUGAAGGGAACUGGAACGGCCAACCAAUGCCCAACCAUUGACGGUGGCUCUGAGACAUUCUCGUUCAAGCCCGGAAAGUACGCAGGGAAGAAGUUCUGCUUCGAGCCUACUUCCUUCACCGUCAAGGCUGAUAGUGUAAGUAAGAACGCACCUCCUGAGUUCCAGAACACCAAGCUGAUGACCCGUCUCACCUACACCCUUGACGAAAUCGAAGGCCCCUUCGAGGUUUCUUCAGAUGGAAGCGUCAACUUCAAGGAAGAAGACGGAAUCGACUACGCUGCAGUCACAGUCCAGCUUCCUGGUGGCGAGCGUGUGCCGUUCCUCUUCACAGUCAAACAGCUUGACGCCUCCGGCAAACCAGACAGCUUUACAGGAAAAUUCUUAGUCCCUUCAUACCGUGGCUCCUCCUUCUUGGACCCAAAGGGUCGUGGUGGAUCCACAGGAUAUGACAACGCCGUGGCGUUGCCAGCUGGAGGCAGAGGAGACGAAGAGGAGCUUGUAAAGGAGAACGUGAAGAACACGGCAGCUUCGGUGGGAGAGAUCACUCUGAAAGUGACAAAGAGCAAACCGGAGACAGGAGAAGUGAUCGGAGUGUUCGAGAGUCUCCAGCCGUCGGAUACUGACUUGGGUGCUAAGGUACCAAAGGAUGUCAAGAUCCAAGGGGUGUGGUAUGGUCAGCUUGAGUGAUCAUGUUAUUAUAUUAAACAACUUCUGUUAAUUGUGUUUGAUGGUAAUGAGAACAUCUUUUUAUGCUUUUUUUUUGUUUAUUAUUCUCUCUUGCAAAUUAAAAAAAGAUGCGCGUUCCUUAAAUAUUAAAAUUUUCAUAUCUAAAGAAGUAGCCCUUGUCUUUUUUCCCUGAAACCAAUAUAUUAGGAUUUGGGUGAAACAAAAGAAGAACCCAAACUUGUGUGUAAUUAAUUUCCUACAAUCUGCA